This is a messenger RNA of Branchiostoma belcheri (Belcher's lancelet), 9125 nucleotides long. RefSeq names its product dedicator of cytokinesis protein 7-like. NCBI's taxonomy places the organism in Eukaryota, Metazoa, Chordata, Leptocardii, Amphioxiformes, Branchiostomatidae. Gene Ontology annotation, biological process: small GTPase-mediated signal transduction; positive regulation of GTPase activity. Gene Ontology annotation, molecular function: guanyl-nucleotide exchange factor activity. The transcript is spliced from 49 exons. Bases 11 to 6463 code for a protein of 2150 amino acids. The record is from RefSeq and is a predicted model, not a curated record.
CUCAAAGAAAAUGGCGGCCUCCGGUCAGCAGCGGGCUUUCGCGCUAAAAAUCAACAAGAAUCAGUCUGCUGGAGAGGCGCGCCGCCAAGUUUCCUCAAGUUUCCGUGACUCGCGAGCCGGGGACCAGGGGCCAGCCACAAGUCCAAGUGUUGCUCUGACAGACGUAGUCGAGCCGCUAGAUUUUGAGGACUUCAUCUCCCAGCACCAGCACACUCUGGAGAAGGAACAGCUCCGAGAGUUUCUCGACUUUCCCGUGGACGACCUGGAAAUCGGCGUGGUCCCCCGCGAGAUCAGGACUCUGGAACCAUGUGUGCCUCAGAAUGGGUACGAGCAAGACCCUCAUGUGAAUGACUGUAUUCGUGUCUACACACAGGACUGGAAUGAAGUGAUGAGAAGGUAUCAGCAAUAUGGGUCAGGGUUCAUGCGAGACAGUGAGCUCAGCCGGAGGUCCAACACCACAGGGAUGGUCAAGCAGGUGUUUGAGGUGGACGAAGAUGAUGAUACCACACCAACCCCUCAGGAUGAUGAGGACCAAGCCAAGAGAAACUCUUCUGACAUGGAAGGGACACCGAGAGGAAGCUGGGCCUCCAGCAUCUUCGACCUGCAGAACUCUCAGUCGGACCCUCUCAUCCCCUCCCUGUUGGACAGACUGCCAGCAGAGGAGAUAGACAGACAAAACGAACAGCAAAGGGUGGAGGGGCGACACAACAACAUAUUCACUGUCUUUCCCUAUAAUGAUGAGGAAGAGCCUUUGGAGAAGAGAGCGAUAGCAGAAGUACCAAAGGAACAUUUUGGUCACCGACUUCUGGUGAAGUGCCUUACACUCAAGUUUGAGAUAGAAAUUGAGCCUAUAUUUGCAAUUAUGGCUCUCUACGAUGCCAAAGAGAAGAGAAAGAUUUCGGAGAACUUUUACUUUGACCUGAACUCAGACCAGGUGAAGAGCAUGCUGAAGCCCCACAUGACGUAUCCUGACAUCUCCACUCUCAGUCGCUCUGCCAUCUUCUCCAUCACAUAUCCAUCCAGCGACGUCUUUCUCGUCAUCAAGCUGGAGAAGGUUCUCCAACAAGGAGAGAUCACAGAUGUGGCAGAACCAUACAUGAAGGAGGCAGAAAGCCCAAAGAACCGUGAGAAAAUCCGUCAGACGGCACGGUACUUUUGUGAGAAGCUGGGAGCGUACCGGAUGCCGUUUGCCUGGACGGCCAUCAACCUGAUGAGCAUCGUGAACGGGGCAGGCAGUCUGGAGAGGGGCACAGACGGAGCCUCUGAUAAGGACUCCUCUGGUACUUCAUUUGAGCAGCGGCGUACCAGUAAGCUGGAAGACAGUUUCCGUAAGAAGAGUCUGACGGCCAUCGCGGGGUUCUCUGGUCUGCAGAGGAGCAGCUCGCUGGACCGCAGGACGGCCUGGAGAGAGGAGGGAGACUGGUCAAGUCUGGACACGUUCAGGGCCGUCACACUCACCGUGUCCAGUUUCUUCAAACAGGAGGGAGAUCGUUUGAAAGAUGAGGACCUGUACAAGUUUCUGAUGGACCUGAAGAGACCCUCCUCUGUACUGAAGAAGCUAAAGUGCAUCCCAGGUGCUUUGAAACUGGACAUCUCCCCAGCUCCAGAGAACUCCCCCUACUGCCUGACCCCGGAACUGCAUAAGGUUAACCCCUACCCUGAUGCCAGGGGAAGGCCGACGAAGGAGAUUGAGGAGUUUCCCACAAGAGAAGUCUUUCUUCCACACACUACAUACAAGAACCUGUUGUACAUCUACCCACAAAGCCUGAACUUCAGCAAUCGUCCGGGAUCGUCCAGGAACAUUGCUGUAAAGGUGCAGUUCAUGUCAGGAGAAGAUGAAGCUUCUUCCCUGAAGGUUAUCUUUGGAAAGUCCAGCUCUCCUGAGUUCCUGAAGGAAGCAUACACUGCUGUCACCUACCACAACAAGUCACCAGACUUCUAUGAGGAGGUUAAGAUCAAGAUGCCUCCUCACCUGUCAGACAACCACCACAUCCUCUUCACCUUCUACCACAUCAGCUGUCAGCGCAAGCAGGAGACAGGACCUGUGGAAACUCCCGUGGGAUACACGCGACCUCAACAGCUGAUCCCUCGAAAACUGGCUCAGGCCAUUCAGGAGACCGGUGGGCCCAUCGAGACGCCCAUAGGAUACACUUGGAUCCCAGUCCUGGCCAACGGUCGACUCCAGGUGGGAGAGUUCAGCCUCCCUGUCUCCAUGGAGAAGCCGCCACAGAGCUACUCUAUGCUCUCACCUGAUUCUUUCUCCAAGCCCAAUUUUGGGGUGCAGCUGCCUGGGAUGAAGUGGGUAGAUGGACACAAGGGACUCUUCACUGUCACCCUACAUGCUGUCUCAUCGGUCCACACACAGGACCCGUUCCUAGACAAGUUCCUGAGCCUGUGCCAUGCCGUGGAGGACACGAACCGUGUGCUGCCCACGAGGAUCGGGGAGGUGCGGAUCCAGGAGUCAAACCUGGAGCAGGAGCUGAAGAACAGUGUCCAGGCCCUGAGCCAGGCCCAGCCUGAACCACUGGUCACCUUCCUGUACCUCAUCCUGGAUAAACUCAUCAGUCUCAUCGUCAGGCCACCCAUCAUCGCUGGACAGAUAGUGAAUGUUGGUCAGUCAUCGUUCGAGGCCAUGGCUCAGAUUGUGGCCAGACUGCACACCAUGCUGGACUCCCAGGAUGCACAUGGGCGUAACUCCCUGCUGGCCUCCUACAUCUCCUACGUCUUCAGUACACCGCACGUGGACCAGACUGUUUCUCCAGGCAGUUCUCCUGGCAACAUGCCUGCUGCCAUGGCAGGGCCGGGAAGUUACGCCACCAUCAGUCGAUCCGGUGUGCCUCGUCCGAAGAGCCUGAACCUGAUGCCUCAACACCGCAGCCUGAGUAACAGUGACCCUGACCUCACCGCAACACCCAGUCCUGACGAGGAGGUGUCAGAUAUCACCGGCAAGGGCCAAUCAGAGCGUGGCCAGCUGCGGGCCAGUUUCCGACAGUCUAUGGCCGAGGGGAGUCCCAAGGUAGAGGGACUGGGAGGGAGACUUCCUAACAAGAAGAUUUUCCAUGAGGAGCUAGCCCUGCAGUGGGUUGUAUCCAGUGGCUCAGUGAGGGAGCUGGCUCUGUCUCACUCAUGGUUCUUCUUCGAGUUAAUGGUGAAGAGCAUGGCCCAGUACCUGGCUGCCUCAGACAAGUUGGAGACUCCCAGGAAGAUGCGUUUCCCUGAGCGUUUUCUGGACGACGUGUCUGCCCUGAUCGGCAUGAUGACAGGGGACAUCAUCGCCAGAUACAGCAAGGAUCUCCAGUUGAUCCAGCACCUGAAUGCCAGCUUGGCAUUCUUCCUGAACGAUCUGUUAUCACUCAUGGACAGGGGCUUCGUCUUCAAUCUCAUCAAGACAUACUGUAAACAGGUAUCAGGGAAGAUUGCUUCUCUGGCCAACGCCACGACUCUGACCACCCUGAAGCUGGAGUUCCUGCGCAUCAUCUGCAGCCACGAGCACUUUGUCGUGCUGAAUCUCCCGUUCGUGGCGCCCGCCUCGCGCCCGUCCUCGCCCUGCCCCUCCAUCUCCAGCUCCACGUCCCAGAGCUCCUACAUCUCCAGCAGCACGGUGACAGACAAGGGCGGGGUGGGGGAACUGUCGGUGGAGUUCAGACAGCAGCACUUCCCUGUCGGCAUGCUGUUGUCAGAACUGUCAGUGGUGCUGGACGGAGAGAACCAGAAUCUGCAUCGCCAGGCGAUCAACGCGGUGCUGAACCUGAUCGCCAGCCACGACUGUGACCCUCGCUUCUCAGACCCAGAGGUUCGCUCCCACGUGGCCAAACUCUACCUGCCUGUGAUCGGCAUCGUGCUGGACAGCCUGACCCAGCUGAAUGACGGGACAGCGGAGCAGAAGAACAACAACAAGGGACAGGAGGACCAGCCGGCUCCCAUCAGUCAGUCUGUUGCCAUGGCGAUAGCUGGAACGUCAGUGUACCGCCCGGCCUCGUCUUAUUCACUGGACUCUAUGGGACAACAGAGUCGUUCGUCGACCCAGCUGACCCAGGAGUGCACGCGUAACCUGCUGAUGUGUUUCCUGUGGGUGAUUAAGAACCUGGACCGCUCGUUUCUCAGACAGUGGUGGUCAGAGAUGCCCUUCAUGAGGCUCAGCCAUGUGCUGGAGGUGCUCAUGGUGGCUGUGUCAUGCUUCGAGUACAGGGGAAAGAGAAAGCUGAAGAACCUGUCCUCCCAUUCCUUUAAGAAGUCCCAAGACGUGAAGUCCCGUCUGGAGGAGGCUAUCCUGGGGGGUGUGGGGGCCAGGAGUGAGAUGCUGAUGAGGAGGAAAGUCAGCGGGCUUGGAGUUCCAGCAGGAGUGACCUCGCCCACUGCAGGGGGCAUGGCUGCUGACACACGACUCAGGUGGAGGAAGGACCUCACGCACUGGAAGGAACUCUCAGAACAGGCGGACAGACCCAGAGACACGGAGAGCCAAGCCUUUAUGCAGGGUAACCUGGCAGCGGAGGCUAACAUGAUCAUCCUGGACACCCUGGAGCUGAUCGUACAGACUGUGUUAGUGUCGGACUCCCUGCAGAGUCUGCUGGGCAGUGUGCUGAGGGUUCUACUUCACUCCCUGGCCUGUCACCAGAGCACCUACGUACUACAGAACCUGUUUGCUACUCAGAGGGCCAUUGUCUUCAAGUUCCCAGAGCUGUUGUUUGAAGAGGAGACAGAGCAGUGUGCAGACUUGUGUUUGAGACUGCUGAGACACUGCAGCUCCUGUAUCAGUAACACUCGCUCACACUCCAGCGCUUCUCUUUACCUGCUCAUGAGACAGAACUUUGAGAUCGGAAACAACUUUGCUCGAGUGAAGAUGCAGGUAACUAUGUCCCUGUCGUCCCUGGUGGGGUCCUCCCAGUCCUUUAACGAGGAAUACCUGCGCAGGUCGCUCAAGACUAUCCUCAUGUACGCACAGGAGGAUGCUGAGCUACAGGGAACCACCUUCCCUGAACAGGUGCGAGACCUGGUGUUUAACCUGCACAUGAUCCUGUCAGACACGGUGAAGAUGAAAGAGUUUCAGGAGGACCCUGAGAUGCUGCUGGACCUCAUGUACAGGAUAGCCAAGGGAUACCAGAACUCUCCAGAUCUCAGGCUGACCUGGUUACAGAACAUGGCUGGCAAGCAUACUGAGAGAGGAAACCAUGCAGAGGCAGCCCAGUGUUUGGUCCACUCAGCAGCACUGGUGGCAGAAUAUCUCAACAUGCUGGAGGACAAGACUUACCUGCCCAUCGGCUGUGUCUCCUUCCAGAACAUAUCGUCCAACGUGCUGGAGGAGAGUGCAGUGUCGGAUGAUGUGGUGUCCCCAGACGAGGAGGGGAUCUGUACAGGGAAGUUCUUCACUGAGCUGGGGCUGGUCGGUCUGCUGGAACAGGCUGCCAACGCAUUCUCUAUGGCCCAAAUGUACGAGGCCCUGAAUGAGACCUAUAAGAUCCUGAUCCCCAUCCACGAGGCAGAGAGGAGUCACAAGAAGCUGGCCACCAUCCAUGGGAAACUACAGGAGGCUUUCCAACAGAUUAUCAAACAGGACCAGGCUGGGAAGAGAAUGUUUGGCACGUUCUUCAGAGUGGGCUUCUAUGGCAGCAAGUUUGGAGACCUGGAUGGGGAGGAGUUUGUGUACAAGGAGCCGGCCAUCACUAAACUCCCCGAGAUCGCACACAGGCUGGAGAGUUUCUAUGCAGACAGGUUUGGUCAGGACCUGGUGGAGGUGAUUAAAGACUCGAGCCCUGUGGACUCCUCCCGACUCCACCCCAACAAGGCGUACAUCCAGCUCACCUACGUGGAGCCGUACUUCGACUUGUACGAGAUGAAGGACAGGAUAUCGUACUUCGACAAGAACUACAAUCUGAGGCGCUUCAUGUUUGCCACACCCUUCACGAAAGACGGUCGUGCCCACGGAGAGCUGACAGAACAGUACAAGAGGAAAACUAUCCUCACCACAGCUAACGCCUUUCCCUACGUCAAGACCAGAGUCAGCGUGGUCUAUAGAGUGGAGAUUGUUCUGACUCCAGUGGAGGUUGCUAUAGAAGAUAUCCAGAAGAAGACAAAAGAGUUGUUCCUGGCCACGACUCAGGACCCAGCCGACCCGAAGAUGCUACAGAUGGUGCUGCAGGGCUGUAUUGGCACCACGGUUAACCAGGGCCCUCUCGAGGUGGCCACUGCGUUCCUGACGGACCUGCCUGAUGAUCUGUCCCUGGCCAAGCACUACAACAAACUCAGGCUCUGUUUCAAGGACUUCUCCAAGAAAUGUAGCGAUGCGCUGAAGAAGAACCGCAGCCUGAUCGGUCCUGACCAGAAGGAGUACCAGCAUGAGCUGGAGAGGAACUACCGACGCUUCACGGAGCGACUCACGCCAUUGGUCAACGACAAACGAAUCAUUAACAUAAUGAGGAACACGAGAAGAGAUGCAGUUACUGGCUACAGAAAGACGACAGUGUAGACUCUGUGGUCCAGACCAGAUGCCUUUAUACAUGGCUGGGAUGAGAACGUACAAACCAUUGCCUUCAGAACUGUUGCACACAUUCGCACACAACAGCAAACUUCACCUAUGCAGCGAUAUAGCCAGAGAGCUAUACAUCGUGCCUGCUCCAACCUAGGGGUUGCAAACUGAUCUGCACAACAGACUGGUCCUGGCUGUCAAUCAAAAUUAGCAUUCAACCAAUCAGAGAUUGAAUACACCCUGGCUUUCAAUCGUAAUUAGCAGCUUAACCAAUCAGAAAUCAGAUGUGUCCUGGCUGUCAAUCUUAAUUAACAGUUCAACCAAUCAGAGGGCAGAUGCACAUUGAUGAAAUGUGUGCAUUUUUGUGUUUUUGUUUCGCAUUUGACCAAGGUAGACAGGACCAUAGGACCAGUCUGUUGUUCACCUUGCUGGGAUGCGUAGUCCCCUAUACUAUGCAGAAAUUCAUAGAAACACAAUAGGCUUCUAUAUACUAGGUGUCUUAGGAAUAUACGGAUCUGAUUGUAACAUUAACUGUGCCUAGAAGUAGAAUAUAAGAUUUCAUUGCAGUUUUUAAUCCGGUCUCUAGUUGAUUGAAGUGUUGAAGAGAGGAAUAUGCUCGGUAGCUUGGUAAGGGCAUGUCAGAGUCACCCAAGUGUUCAAAGAAAUAAUCUUCAAGUUGGGAGCACAUUUCAUGGCUUGAAAGGAAGAGCAAAGGUAACAUCAUACACAAACAUGUGGCUUUUUACAGCGUGUGAUGUCACUUACAGUUUACCCUCUGCAAUACAAACAUUGGUAUGGCCCAUGCAAACUGUGCCACAUACUAUGUACUGCCUAAAGACAGGACCAUUAGGACGUGGGGGGGCAUUACUGGUAUUAAACAAAGGAAGUGGAGGAGUGGUAUGACUUCAGUACCAGAGAGAUAGUAGUUGGAUAGAAUUAAUUCAAAGUUUGAAAUGAAGAAACCCAAGUUUAGCAAGGCAAUACAAACACAGACAUACACAUGUCCAACUCAUGUUGCAUUCAUAUUCUUGUUGUGGAAGCUUAUUUUGAGGCAUGAUAAAUGCAUAUAAAAGUUGGUUUGUUUCAUUCCAGAGUCACUUCUCCCUGAUACUUUUUGUAUGAACAUGUGUCAGGUUAGUUGAUGGUGGAAAAUUUGAGUAAAUUGUUACCAUUCCAAGUCAGUAUUCAACAGUUUAAGCCCUACAUUGAUUCAUUGUUCUGACUAUGAAUGAUGCUUCUGACUGUAUAAUAGAUGAUAACUUAAAGAAAUAUCAAACAGAUGUGUGCUUUGUUAUGACUAAUGUCUUCAGUAUUCAUUUCAAGACAUUUAGAAAUGAUUUUUGCAUCAUGUGGGAUUUACUAUUCCAUUCCUUGUACAUAAUAGUACUGGACCAAUAUAGAUUUGCUUAUCCGUAAUCUCUAACUUUGAAUGUUUAUAAGUAUAUCAGACAUACAUGUUGACGUUGUUGAGUGAUAAUUUGUAUCUGUUGCAGUUACAUGUAGGUACUGUUCUGAAAACUGUUUGAAACUAACUCCAGUUUCAGUUAUUUUUUUCUCUUGUUAGCCAUUGAGCUGUGACUUAAACUGUGUGCAGGAAUGUAUAUAUUUACAGUUAAGCUCAAAUUAGAAAACCAUUGUUUGUAACAAAGAUGUGAUUUGUUUUGUUUUGUUUUGUUUUGUGGCAGCUAUAUAUAACCUAGACUGUGCUUCAGUACUUUGAGGAUUAAUGUUGUCAAAGCUUUACUCUGUAGACAUUUGUAUUUACCACUCUCUUUUGUUAAUACUCAAUGAAUGAAUGAUGCCUGUAGCUUCAAGAGAUAUUGGGAGAAACCACAGACUUACUGGUAUGUAUGAAAGGAAAACAUUAACAACACAGAGUGGGGUAUUCUACCAUAGUGUAUGUAGCUCUUUCUCAAUGAUUGUCAGUGCUUGAGUACUAUGUAUAAGGUAGAUUGUAUAUUUGGUACUGUAUAUUGUUUUUGUUGACAAGAUUGUUUGGUAUUGUAUAUUGCUUUUGUUGAGAAACUUUUACUUUAAGCAUCUACACAUUAUGCACCUAUAUGUGUACCUGUGACAGACAAAAGCACAGAUUCUGUUUGGACUAGCUUUGUUACUUGCAAUCUACACAGCACUAAUGUUUAAGUAGAACUAUUAUAAUGAUAAAAAUAGUAUUACCAUGUUAUUUAGCCAUUGGUAACUAAAUCUACUAUCAGAUAUAUUAAGAUGAGCUGCUGCCUAGGUGCAUGCUAGAAACGAGAUACUAUAUGAUGUGUCUUGUAGAGAAUCAUGUUAAAGAAUCGCACAGAAAGGACUUUAGGGUAAGGUGUCUGGUACCUACAUGUAUGCUGAAACAAAGCAAUCAGAGAUGGCAGACUUUGCCCUCUCCCUGUUGGUCAGAGAAAGACACCCAAAACGAAAGCAUUCUACUCUUUGCACCUACAGUUACUAUACUUAGUAUAUUAGGUACCAGACCCUACUCUCUGUCUCAGUACUACAAAAUGUAGCUGCUCUUAGCCGAUGCCUUGAGACUCAGUGAAGAAUCUUAGAUGCCUUUCUCAUCUCACUGUCUUUCUCCACACAUCAAUUGAUGAUGUACAACUUAUACACAAGCUGUAGAAGACUCAAAAAUGGAUAUUAAUGAAUUAAACAUUUGUGAAACGAA